UCGUCUCAACUCCAAUAUGUGUUUCUUCUCCCAAUUACAGAUGGCAAUCAGGAUAACUCUGACAAUAACACCAUCUUUGUCCAAGGUCUCAGUGAAGACGUCACCACUGAGGAAGUGGGUGACUACUUCAAACAAAUUGGAAUCAUUAAGGUCAAUAAGAAGACCGGCAGUCUUAUGAUCAAUCUGUACACUGAUAAAGCCACCGGACGACUGAAGGGUGAAGCCACAGUGUCCUUUGACGAUCCUCCCUCAGCCAAAGCUGCCAUUGACUGGUUUGAUGGAAAAGAGUUCAAAGGAAAAGCCAUCAAGGUGUCGUUUGCUACCAGAAGAGCUGAAUUCACCCAGAGAGGUGGAGGAGGAGGGGGAGGUGGAGGAGGAGGACGAGGAGGAGGACGCGGUGGUGGUUUUCGAGGCAGAGGUAGCUUUGGUGGAGGUCCCUCGUUUGAUGUCAAGGGUGGAGACUGGCCUUGUCCCAACAGCUCUUGUGGCAACAUGAACUUCGCUAGAAGAUACGAAUGCAACAGGUGUGGAACGGCAAAGCCAGAAGGUGAUAGCUGUGGAGAUGGUAAGUGUGACGCUUGUACAUGAGCUGAAACGAUUGACCAAUAGAGGGAGCAGUUUAAGGAAGCUUGUUUCCACCAUGGAUAGUUUUAAAAAAAUUUUUUUUUUUAUUCCUCUCAAUUGUGUUUCUCGCAAUUGUGGAGAAAAAAAGACUGAAUUGUGUGAGAAACUCAAUACUGCAAGAAUAAACACAAUUGCAAGAAACUCAAAUGCAAUUGUUUUUUGUACAGCACACACACAGUUGUGAGAUGAAAAAAAUCUGA
Messenger RNA from Sinocyclocheilus rhinocerous, 824 nucleotides. RefSeq names its product RNA-binding protein FUS-like. The transcript is spliced from 5 exons. Gene Ontology annotation, biological process: regulation of DNA-templated transcription. The annotation marks the transcript as partial. The record is from RefSeq and is a predicted model, not a curated record. Lineage: Eukaryota; Metazoa; Chordata; Actinopteri; Cypriniformes; Cyprinidae. Gene Ontology annotation, molecular function: RNA binding.